This is a messenger RNA of Cyprinus carpio (common carp), 2605 nucleotides long. RefSeq names its product microtubule-associated protein 10-like. Lineage: Eukaryota; Metazoa; Chordata; Actinopteri; Cypriniformes; Cyprinidae. The transcript is spliced from 3 exons. Gene Ontology annotation, biological process: positive regulation of cytokinesis; mitotic spindle midzone assembly; cytoplasmic microtubule organization. The record is from RefSeq and is a predicted model, not a curated record. Gene Ontology annotation, cellular component: cytoplasmic microtubule; mitotic spindle pole; midbody. Gene Ontology annotation, molecular function: microtubule binding. Bases 167 to 2350 code for a protein of 727 amino acids.
UAAAUCCUGAGACGAUGUUGUUGCUAAGCGAUGCGACGCUCACGCACACACCGCUUCCGAGUUCUGUUUCUCUCCGUUACGUUUAAUAUAUAAACAAUCUCUCCUCAACAAACGAUUAUUUAUGUGUGAAAGCGUUUUGUAUUAGGCUACUCUCGCGCCAAGGAACAUGUCAUCAACGCAAGAAACGCUCUUCUCACUGGAACUGGUGAUCGAUCACGUUCGCUUUGACGGGUCACGUGGCAAUGUUUUGGAUCCUGCGGUGGCUGUUCGCUUCUUAGAUUUCCCCACGCUGCUGAUAUACCAAUCAAAACAAGAGCAUCUUCCAUCUAAAUCGGGAUCACCUGAGGCUAUAUCUCAAGCAGAUGAUGGAGAACAUCUCAAGUUUUUCUUCCGUAAAGGCAAAUCGUGUCUUUUUAAAAUCAGUCUGCACGCGUUGCACGCUCAUCUCCUGAACACCCCUCUCUACGCAAUGGUGUUGGAUGUAAAAGAUGACAUUCCCAGACUUAUAGGAAGCUCUUUGAUAUCCCUCGCUAAAGUGAUGGAGAAAAUCAAAUUAGAUGUUGAAAAACACGGUAUUGGCAACCCAUCCGCUUAUGCAGAGAGACUGAGCACCCCAGUAUGCAAUCUAAUGGGCAACAGCAUUGGUGAUAUUUCUCUGGCGUAUAAGAUUGUAAGUCUGGGAGCUCAUUUAAUUCCUCAUAUCCCAGAAAACAGAGUGUUUGAAGUUGGUGGGGCCCUUGGAAAAGGAGAAAAACACUCAUCGGUGCGUGCAAGAUUUAAUGAAAAAGAUGAAAUGCCUCCGAAAGUACCUGAGAACCAUCCUGGGGAUGUCCUUUUACAACAAAUUAACCCUGCCGGACAAUCUGCCGAUAUAAUGACCUCAGAGGCAAAGCAGCCAGGGCUUCCAGCUUUUACUCAGACUGAACAGGCACAGCAGCGGAUCUCGUGGUCUGAAGAUGCACAGGAACACACCACAUUCUGUCCUCCUCCUCUGUUUUACACCUCCAGCGUGAAGAACCCACAGGAGAGUAAAAGCUUUACGGGGUUAUUUGCUGCAAUGGAGAACCUUAAUAUAGAGGAUCCAGAAGAUGGAAAUAAUGAAGUAGAAUCAUCUGACGUGCGUGAAUUUGCAGAGAUCAAAUUUGGAUCGAGCAAGUUAACUUCAACUCCAAAGCCACAGCAGCUUAAAGAGACGUCCUCAGCUUCAUUUGGGGAUGUUAUCAGACAGUUACCGCUGCUGAACGCUUUAUUAGUUGAGCUCUCACAGCUGAACGUCCAGACGGCGCAGCAGCAGCAGGUCUUAUCGGUUCAUCCUAACCUAGCGUGGUUGAAAGUGAAAGCUGUAAAGAGAGGCAAAGAAAAAUCGCAACCUAAGAAGCCGCUUAAAUACGGCUUGACAAACACUUUUCGUCUCAGACUCAAACUGCUCAAACCAGGCACUAAAAGGCAUGAAUGCAUCGGAUACCAGGAUGCAAAACAGAACCAGCCUUCAUCAUCUGACCAUAAACGCAUUCGUAGGGCAGCUAGAAGAGGUGUUUGUUUGGAUGAAACUGUUGAAACACUAAUAAGCAGUUUUGAUAUGCACCCGACACCAACUGAAACUAAAACAAGAUCAAGCAUUCGAAAAAACAUCACAAAUGAGGAACGUCAUUUGACUGAGAAAGACAAAAAAGUUCAUGUUCCAAGUCAGUAUUCAGAGAGCGGUGACCAGGAUUCAGCUUCAUCUGUUCAUGAUUCAAAGCUUAGCUUCCGCAGAGGAGAGAGUAGAGCAAGGACAAGCUUGAGUAGCGGCUCCUACGGACAAGAAGAGUAUCAGGAUGACUUCACCAGCCUAAACACAACCGAGGGAUACUCACCCGACCCCUUCAGCAGUCCAGAACCGAGCAGACGUAAAAGACACAGCGGUUCAAGCUCUUCAAGCACCUCUCAUCCAAGCAAAGGUCUGCCUGUUCCUGCCAAAGCAGAGAACUCUCCACAACGCGCUCUCAAAAGCACGCACGUCAUCCGGCCGCGUCUUCAGACCUCCGCUCUGAGUCUGUCUUCAGAUGAGGAUGAGUUUGGGUCUGGAGGUCACGGGCGUGGAUCGCAGAGCAGUGGACAAAAGACUCCAUCUGUGCACAGGACAUUUGGAAAAUCGGAGAGCUUUGACAGUGACGCUGGUGAUAAGGGCAUGACAUUUAGCCGGGUGUCAGAGGCUUCGGAUUUAGCCGUUAAUAACCCGGUGCUAAAGUCCAUUUCAUCUUCAGAGCAUGAUGAGGAACGGGAUGAACUGGGCUCUCUGGGACUGGACAAGAACUACCGUCACAUUUCAGAACUGGUGAUCAACAAACUCCCAGGAUAUACGCUGUGAUUAAACAAUGUUAAUCUAAUAGUGAAACUAGCGAACAUCUGAUUUAUUAGUCAAUAUGAAUAACGUUUUUAUAUACUGGACUGUUGCAUAGAACUGCAUUCAUUGGCAAGCAGUCUUUUGUGUGGUCAUUCUGUUUUAACGAAUGCAGCUUUUGAUAUGUAUUUAUGAAAUGGUAUUGUUAAUUCAUAUUUCAUAAUUUGUGAAACGGCAAAUAAACAAGCAUUUGUUACAGCAAUAAACACACAGUCCAAAUCA